ACAACCGUAUUGUCCUCUUCAACGCUGAGCAACCCGAUCCGCCGAGGGAGAAGGAGUCAGUCGACGGGGGAAAAAGCACAUUGGAAAAAAAUACAUGCUCCUGCUCUCGCGAAGGAAAAGGCAGACUGGCCGCCCAGCCCCGUGCCCUCUGCGGGCUGCGCGGCCGAGUCCCGGGGGCGGGGAGCUGUCCGGCGCGCAGAGAGUUAAAGGCAUCAUCGCAGCCAUUAGAGGGAAAAGUUGCGGCGUGGAGCCCGGCGGAGUCCUCCUGCCCGCCCCCCUUGCCCACUCCCCGCUCGCCGAGCCGGCUCGGUGUGGAGGGAGGGCAGUGAUCACGCCAGCCGGAGCGGCGGGCUGACGUGGGACGAGCCGCCGGGUAGCUUAGAGCAGGCAGCGAAGCAGCGGGGACACUUCCCAGCGUGGCAAGCCGGGUCUGGACUCGAAGCCUCACCGAACCCGAGCCGGCUGGUUUUCACCUUCACGAACUGUUCUCCCCUCUCCUAAAGCCAGCGCUCGCCGAGCGAGCAGCAGGAUGUUUGCAGUGUUCCGACCAGGACGCUGAGACGAAGCCUCUGAUACAUUUGCAUUCCUUUCUUUUCGGGAAUUUUGGCUGUUGGCUACACUGAUGUGACCCCCUCCCCCUUUUUGGAAUGAUGGGGAUCUUUUUGGCAUACGUUGGAUUUGUUUUCUUUUCCGUUUUAUAUGUACAGCAAGGGCUUUCUUCUCAAGCAAAAUUUACCGAGUUUCCGCGGAACGUUACGGCGACCGAGGGGCAGAAUGUGGAAAUGUCCUGCGCUUUCCAGAGCGGCUCCGCCUCAGUGUACCUGGAGAUCCAGUGGUGGUUCCUGCGGGGGCCCGAAGACCUGGAGCCCGGGGCCGAGGUGGCCGGCGCACAGGCGGAACUGGUGCCUGACCGAGACCCGGACAACGACGGGACCAAGAUCAGUACAGUGAAAGUCCAAGGCAAUGACAUCUCUCACAAGCUUCAGAUUUCCAAAGUGAGGAAAAAGGAUGAAGGCUUAUAUGAGUGCCGGGUGACCGAUGCCAAUUACGGAGAGCUUCAGGAACACAAGGCCCAGGCCUACCUGCAAGUCAACGCCAACAGCCAUGCUCGGAGGAUGCAGGCCUUCGAAGCCUCGCCCAUGUGGCUGCAAGAUGUGAAGCCUCGCAAGAAUGUCUCUGUGGCCGUUCCCAGCAGCAUCCACAGCUCUGCCAACCAGCGGAUGCACCCCACCUCCAGCCCUCAAGCGGUAGCCAAAAUCCCCAAACAAAGUCCACAAUCAGCAAAGAGCAAAUCGCCUGUAAAAUCUACGGAGCGGACAGCAAAGUUGACCCUAAACUCCAAGCACCACUCUGCACCCACUGUACUCUAAUUACCUACACAAGGAGCGCCUGCUUCCGGAAGCAUAAACGAAGAGGCUAUCACACGCUUUGUCCAUAAUAUUUUCUUUGGCAAAUCACUGAUCUUUUAUUUCAAGAGAAUUAAUGUGAAGUGAUAGGACAUUUUCUAAUAACAAGAUCUAUUUUUUUCUUUUCUUUUGGCUACUUAAAGCACCAUCUCACUGACUACUCAGGGGUUGGCCUGACCUUCAUCGGUAUAGUAAAUAUUUACCAUGGAGACCACUGAUUUCCUACUAAAGGACCCAUUAUCUGCAGGAAGCAAACAGAGAUCAAAAGGCUACAGAAUAUAAACUAUCAUUAAACAAAAUCCUUGUUUUGGGGCAAGAACAAACUUAUCAACACUGCGAGUCAACAGGGAGAACAUUAUUUUAAAUAAAAAAUAAUGGAAGAAUUUUUUAAAUUUUCCCUUUUUCUUGGAUUUUUCUCCUUUUUCUUGAUUAUAUUUCUUCUUUAAUGGUGGCAAUGCUGAUUAUGCUGAUUACGGCCAAUCCCUGUCAAUCCUGGGAGGUUUAUAUAAAUACAUUUUGUGUGUUCUAUAUGUCAAUGUAUUUUAAUUCAUUUUGCAACUCCUGUAUAUGCGAACUUGACAAAUUCUGUAAAUCGCUUAUAGUAUCUGUGCUAUAACGUCAAAGUAGAUAGACUGUGACCCUCAUGCAAGCUGAUUUUAUCACUAGAUAUAUAAAUAUAUACAUGCAAAUAUCUAUAUGUUGGGCCAUCAACCAACUUUUUUUUGAUAAAGCGUUUGUUUUUCACUUAUAAUUCAUGUAUUGUGUGAAUUUCGUAAGGCAUUGUUUCACUUCCACAGGUUUAACAGCUGCAGAUGGUCUCUGUUGCUCUGCUUCCUUCUGGAAAAUGCAUUUUAAAAUUACAUCAGUCUCUGAUGAAUGAAUUAAUUUUGUUGUGUGUAUGCUGUGUUGGAAUUUGCUAUAUUCCUUUAUGUACGCUGUUUAUUGAGGUUUGUGGGUCUCUUGACUCUGAAGAAUGUACAUUGUCUGGUUUUGACAACUAUCUCUGUAUUAUUAUCAUCAUUAUUAUUGUCAAAAAGCAAUGUUGCUUCUAGAAAAUUUGCCUUGGAGGUGAAUGUGGGAAAGGGGAAGUGGGCAUCAUGAUUCCCUGAGUCCCUGGAAGAACACUGUUGCUGGGGCUAGAAUGCUGCUUCCUUUGACCUUUAUGAAUUUUUGUAGCUUUGUCAUUCUGUUAUUUGCUGCUAAUUAUAUUUUAUUGUCUCCUGAUUAAAAAUUAAAAUUUGGUUGUUGGCUAAAUAUAA
Messenger RNA from Diceros bicornis minor, 2665 nucleotides. It is a transcript of the gene VSTM2A, whose product is annotated as V-set and transmembrane domain containing 2A. Bases 648 to 1370 code for a protein of 240 amino acids. The record is from RefSeq and is a predicted model, not a curated record. The transcript has 5 exons. NCBI's taxonomy places the organism in Eukaryota, Metazoa, Chordata, Mammalia, Perissodactyla, Rhinocerotidae.